Messenger RNA from Spinacia oleracea (spinach), 1089 nucleotides. Its product is annotated as NDR1/HIN1-like protein 3. Gene Ontology annotation, cellular component: plasma membrane; plasmodesma. The coding region runs from base 219 to 923 and encodes 234 amino acids. Lineage: Eukaryota; Viridiplantae; Streptophyta; Magnoliopsida; Caryophyllales; Amaranthaceae. The record is from RefSeq and is a predicted model, not a curated record. Gene Ontology annotation, biological process: defense response to other organism. The transcript has a single exon.
CCCCAAAAUUUCUACAGUAGUUUCUUUUCACUUUCCGGCUUUCCCAUUCAAAUCCAAAACAUUCCUUUGACGGCUCAACGCCCACCCAUUCAAAUUCCCUAUAAAUACACCCUCUCAUAACACCAUACCAUCCAAUCUCAUCAUCUUUUCAACAUUUUAUCCUUAAUUCCAUAACAAAAACAAUCCAAUUUGAUAAUACCAGUCUGUACUUUGUGCUAAUGGGCUACCAGAAACAACCCGAGUUGAACGGGGCAUACUAUGGCCCCUCGAUCCCACCACCACAACAACCUCGAUCUUACCACAGGCCAGGGAAGCGAGGCUCCUCCGGCGGCUGCUGCUGCCUCUUUGACUGCCUUUGCGGCUGCAUCAUGAGUUGCAUCUGGACUAUUCUCUGCACAAUCCUAGUUAUAGUCGGAGUACUCAUCCUAAUCUUCUGGCUCAUCGUCCGCCCUCAAGAAAUCAAAGUCCACGCUUCCGAUGCUUCUCUUACUACCUUCAACUUCACCCAGAACGACAAUCUCAACUACAAUCUCGCCGUCAACUUCAGCAUCCGAAACCCGAACCGACGCCUCGGAGUCUAUUAUGAUUCAAUCGAAGCGAAUGCGAUUUACGCCGGCCAAAGAUUCAGCACUGUACAAGGGCCUGUAUUCUACCAGGGACACAAAAAUACAACAGAUUUUGGACCUGUGAAUUUCAGGGGACAACAUAUUGUUAUUCUUGGAAGUGGUGAUAAAUCUGAUUAUGAGAAACAGACUACUGAUGGGCUUUAUGAAAUUCAAUUGAAGAUGCAUUUGAGGGUCAGAUUUAGGCUUGGAUUAUUCAAGACUGGAACAUGGAAGCCUAAGAUUAAGUGUGAUUUGAAGGUUCCAAUUGAAGGACAUUCUGGGCAAUUUGAGAGGACAAAGUGCAGCUAUGAUCUUUGAUUCUAUUUUGUUAAUUUCGUGUUCUUGGAUUUUGAUUUUGAUGAUUUGGGGAUUAUUUGAUUUGUUUUAGAGGGUUACAUAGUAGAAUUUAUGGUUUUCAUAUGAAUAAAAUGUUACACACUUAAUAUUCAUGUAAAUUUAAUAAAAAUAUUAAUGGUUUGAUUAA